Messenger RNA from Papilio xuthus (Asian swallowtail), 1982 nucleotides. RefSeq names its product cytochrome P450 6B5-like. The record is from RefSeq and is a predicted model, not a curated record. Gene Ontology annotation, molecular function: iron ion binding; oxidoreductase activity, acting on paired donors, with incorporation or reduction of molecular oxygen; heme binding. The transcript has 2 exons. NCBI's taxonomy places the organism in Eukaryota, Metazoa, Arthropoda, Insecta, Lepidoptera, Papilionidae. The coding region runs from base 27 to 1520 and encodes 497 amino acids.
UGUGACCAGUUUUGGAUAUCAACAAGAUGUAUUUUUACCUUAUUCCCUUAACUUUGGUUGUUUUUCUGUAUCUUUACUUUACAAGAAAUUUCAACUUCUGGAAGAAUAAAAAUGUUGCUGGUCCCAAACCGGUAGUGUUCUUUGGCAAUAUUAUGGAUUCCGUAAUAAGACGAAAGCAUUUGAUAAUGGUUUACAAAGAUAUAUACGCAGCGUAUCCUAAUGAAAAGGUCGUUGGAAUGUACAGGAUGACGACACCGUGUCUCAUGUUGAAAGAUUUAGAUAUUAUAAAGGACGUGCUUGUUAAAGAUUUUGAAUUGUUUGUGGAUAGAGGAGUCGAAUUCAGUGAAGAGGGUCUCGGUGCUAAUAUCUUUCAUGCAGACGGUGACAGAUGGAGAGUUCUAAGACAUCGAUUUACACCUCUAUUCACGUCAGGAAAACUCAAGAAUAUGUUGCAUUUAAUAACCAACCGCGGUGAGAAGUUUGUUAAACAUCUCGAAGAGAUUACUAACAUCCAAACAGAACAACCUAUAAAAUCUCUGGUUGAAAAGUUUACCAUGGCUUCCAUUGGAGCUUGUGUGUUUGGAAUUGACUUAGAUGAAAACAUGUUCGAAACAUUGGGAAGAAUAAAUAAAAUAUUAUCAGUAGCAAGAUAUGGAAUCGAAUUAGAUAUGAUGUAUCCUGGAAUAUUGAAAAAGUUUGGCGGUUCAUUAUUUUCAAGUGUUUUAAGUAAAUUUUUCCAAAAUCUUAUAAAAAGUGUCAUCGAACAAAGAAACGGUAUGCCAACAAAUAGAAAAGAUUUCAUGGAUUUAAUAUUAGAAUUGAGACAACAGAAAGUAAUAGAAGCGGCGCGAAAAAAUGAAAACGAAGAUGUUAAAUCUAUUGAACUGACUGACAGUAUUAUCGCAGCGCAGGCUUUUACAUUUUACGGGGCUGGGUAUGAAAGCAGCUCUUUAACUUUGACACACAUGUUUUACGAAUUGGCAAAGAAUCCAGAUAUACAAGAUAGACUUGUUAAGGAAAUAGACGAGGUUCUUGAACGAUAUAAUGGUGAAUUAACAUACGACGCUCUACAUGAGAUGACAUAUUAUAGUCAAGUAUUUGAUGAAACUUUAAGAAAAUAUCCAGUUGCUGAUCUUUUGCAUCGUAACGCACAAAGUGACUAUAAAAUUGCGGGCACUAAUAUCACUCUUCACAAAGGAGACACUGUAAUUAUCUCUGCAUAUGGGAUUCAUCGCGAUCCUAAAUAUUAUCCGAACCCCGAAAAAUUUGAUCCCGAAAGAUUUACUCCCGAAAAUGUUGGAAAAAGACAUCCGUGUGCUUAUUUACCAUUUGGCACCGGUCCUAGAAACUGCUUAGGUAUGCGGUUCGCUAAAUGGCAGUCUCAAGUGUGCACGGUGAUGUUUUUGUCAAAAUUCCGCGUGGAGCCUUCAAAGAACACGCCUUUGGAGUUGAAAUAUGACCCCAAUUUAAUAUUUUGUGUCCCCAUAGGAGGAAUACCAUUAAACAUUGUACGGAGAUAAAUCUUACGACUGCUUUAAGGCGUAGCCCAUAUUGUUGUCUUAGUUUUAUCAAGGUGAAUGUGAGAGAUGACAAUAUGAUUGAAAACCCACUGAUAUAUUUUGUCGCAAAAAUGAUGCUAGUCCAAGUAUAUAUUAGAAAAACUGUGAAACUUAGGUUUUAUUAAAUAAAAUAAAUAUUGUUAGUAAUAUUUGAAUUAUUUAGCAGUUCCUAUCUAAUUCUAGUACUACUAGAUCCGUUUUUGGAUGAAUAGAGAGUACUAGGAGGAGUACUUUGGACAGGAGUUGGCAUAGAGAGGAACAAUAUAUCCUUUUGUUCCCUCCUCUGCCUAUUUUAAAUGUACAUAACUUCAAGUCAGUAUAGGUUCUUGUAGAUAUUAAAUUAGGGUCUGAUAAUUAAGAGUCCCUUACCAUCACCAGACCCAAUUAUUUUAGAUUUUAAUUAAAGAAUAAUUUAAAUUGUAA